AUGUCGAACUCAUCCGGUGCUAUCCCGGUGCUUCCGCUAAACAACAUGCAGUUACACAACAACAUUGCUCGCCAAACCCCAACUACCCCUUAUAAGCCGCAAUUGCAUCCUAACAUAUACGAAAGGAUUUCAACUGCCAAGAAAGCAGCGGGCCUAGAGGAGGAUAACUUCUAUACAGACGAAGAUGUCGUCAACUACUCGCCUCGUGGCUGGCCCAAUAUAGCGUCGCAGCAGGUGUAUUUUGGCAAUCACAACAGCCAUAGGGGCUUCGACCCCCUGACGCACUACCUACUCACGUCUUACGAACUAAAGCUCUCCGUCAUCGAGAACGAACUAGACAAGAUGAACUGCGAGGAUGCGAAAGAGGGGGGAGAGCCCCUAUGGUCGCUUCCUUUCGACCGCGAGAAAUUCAUCACCCGCUGCCGUCAAGGGGUCGGACAUCUGCCGUUACAAUGCCCAGGAUCAAACUUGGAUGAGGUCGACCGUGCGACGCAGAGGGAGAAUAUGAUCACGGCCGCUAGGAUUCUACUCAAAGAAUACUUACAGCUUCUUCUCCUGCAGCGCGAUAUUAGGAGACUUCCGCGCGUAUCUCGGAGCGCACACGAAGCGCACUUUGCAAUGCUACGACGCGAUCAGGGACUUAACGAUCAGGCGUGCGCAUUUAUGCGCUACAUAGACGAUUUUAGGGACGAGAUCAGUACCAAGAAAAGUGGAUAUGGACAUGAGACCGCCGCCUCCAAUACCAGCGACAACUCGUCCAAAGAUCAUAACGCUUUGGUCCCGUGCGAGACCACAAAUGAGAUUGCCGACAGCAAAGAAGAUAUUGCUAAAGACGAGGCCCGGGCCUCUCCCGAAGAUAUCUGUUAG
Molecule: messenger RNA, 867 nt
Organism: Daldinia childiae
Lineage: Eukaryota; Fungi; Ascomycota; Sordariomycetes; Xylariales; Hypoxylaceae
Exons: 5
Coding region: 1-867 (288 amino acids)
Source: RefSeq, a predicted model, not a curated record